This is a messenger RNA of Cuscuta epithymum, 1910 nucleotides long. Lineage: Eukaryota; Viridiplantae; Streptophyta; Magnoliopsida; Solanales; Convolvulaceae. The record is from the annotation of a GenBank genome assembly.
CAUUCAUUAGCUCCCAUUUUUUCCUUUCUCUCUUCAAAUCAUCUUCACAUAUUUCUCAUUCUCUUUGCAAAUCCUUCUCAAGUUGGGUCACCCGCUCUUCACUAGCCGCCAACCGAGAAGAUGAACCAGCGCGCCCCUCUAGAAUUUUUAAAAAUGCGAUGAGAUUGAGAUCCCAUACACGGAACCCGACCUUUGACCACACUUGCCGCCGUCAUGUAGACAUCAACAUCUUCUUCACGUACUACCAAUUUCUUCAGCUUCCGAAUCACUUAGUUUGGCGAUCUUAUUCAAUUUAUCUUCUUCAUAUAGUUCUUCAUCCACUACAAAAAAAAAUCGCUAUAGGCAAGGAAUUUGGCACGGAAUCCUUCAGAAUAUUCCCAGACUAACGGGUUUGGCUCGGUUUUGGCUCGGAACAAUUUUCCCAGCCACCCAGCUCGAGCCAAAUGUAUUGGCACGGAAUUUUUAAUCCGUUCCAACUUUGGCACGGUCUUUGGCUAUGCUUUUACAGGACCAAUUUGUCAAUAUAAUCUGAUGUGUUUGUCUCAGAUUCAUUCCGUGCCAACUUGGCUCGGAUUAUGCCGUCACAAUAUAGAUUAUUUUGGCACGGAUUUGGUUCGAAAUUGGCUCGGAAAUGUAACGUCUACAUUUUGGCACGGACGUUGGCUCGGUUUUGGCUCGAAUAAAGUAACGGCUAUUUUUGAAGCAACAUUUGCCUCGGAUAAAAGUUCAAUGAAGCAAACGACUACUUUUUUGGCACGGAUUUUGGCUCGAUUUUGGCUUGAAUUAGCAACGGCUAUUUUUUGACUCAACAUUUGGCUCGGGAAAUAUUCGAGGAAUCCAACGGAUACUUUUUUGGCACGGAAUUUGGCUCGAGGUUGUCGUCAACGCGUAAUGACUAAUAUUUGGUUCAACAAUUGACUAGGAUUUUGGCUCGGUAUAUGUUGGCUAGGAAACUUCCGAGCCAAAUCAAACUAAUUGUGUUUUUUAUUUUGGCACGGAAAUUAUUCCGACACAAAUUGUGACGGUUUUUGGGACGGAAUACGUCACCGGCGAAAACGUUUUACAAUUUAUCGGGAUUGGCACGGAUUUUGUCUCGGAAUAUUAAAAUCCACAUUUUGGCUGGGUUUUUUUGGAGCCAAAUCUGUCACAGUCCCAUGUUUCAAGGUUUUCGAGCCAAAUUCCGAGCCAAACCUGGUUGGGAGUUUGUCCGAGCCAAAUUUCCGUGCCUAUACCGAAGUUUUUUGGUAGUGAUCUACAAAUACAUAAACUAAUUAUAUUAUGACUUUAAAAUUUAUUUAGUGAUUUAUUGUAAAUUUAUAUAAUUAACCCUAUGACUAUUAUGAGUUGAUGAAUCAUGAAUAUUGAUUUUACCACUUUUCUUUCAUACACAACAAUAGGUGCACGCCCCCUACGCCAUUGGGUCUCCUUCGCUUUAUCACAAUUCCGGUUUUUUGUACCGGCUCCGCUUCAUUUCUGAAAGCUCGGAUCAGUUGCCCUUGGAGAUAUAAUUUGGCCUUGGAGAUAUAAUUUGGCCUUGGAGAUAUAAUUUGGAGAUAUAAUGAUGUACAAGUCUAUUCCAAAUGUCCUUGGAGAUAUAAUUUUGUUGGGGAAAACACGACCCCCGACCUCAUCCAGGAUCACGAUCUCAAAUGACUCCUGUACAUUCACUCACUCACUCGUAAUACAAAGAUUCAAUCUAACAAUAUCACUUUGUAUUAUACAAUUGAAAUGUACAAGAGAUAUUUUACAAGUAAACGGGUAGCUCACUUCACUCUUUGUAUAUGAGACUACUUCACUCACACACACACCUCUCUCAAGGAAGCACUCACUCACUCAAGAGCUCUCCUCAAAGCUCUCUCUCUUUCAUCACUUGAGGAGACUCUCUCUAGGUUCUCUCUCUAGGCCCUCAC